Molecule: messenger RNA, 2511 nt
Organism: Aspergillus puulaauensis
Lineage: Eukaryota; Fungi; Ascomycota; Eurotiomycetes; Eurotiales; Aspergillaceae
Gene: fcpA
Product: protein-serine/threonine phosphatase
Exons: 3
Coding region: 1-2511 (836 amino acids)
Cellular component (GO): nucleus
Molecular function (GO): RNA polymerase II CTD heptapeptide repeat phosphatase activity
Source: RefSeq, a predicted model, not a curated record
AUGCUUCUUCGAUUACCGUCGAGUCUCCACUACCCCAUCACCGUUACGUCGUUGCUGAAACAACCCGGUGAUGAGGUGGAGAGGGAUGAGGCGAUAUUCUGGUAUGUGUACCAAACUACCGUUACAGAAGGGGAUGGGUUGGGAAACAAGGUCGAUGUGAAGCGAAGUUUCCCGACGCGGUUUGAAUCGACCGUUGAUGGGUCGAUUGUGCAGUGGAAAAUUACUAAAGGGGACAUUAUUGAUGAACCUGUUGAUAUCGUUGAGAUAGAUGAGCCAUGCGCACACGAAGUGCAGUAUGGUGGGCUCUGCGCUGAGUGUGGGAAGGAUAUGACCGAGGCGACGUAUAACACGGAGGUCACGGAUUCUAUGCGCGCACCAAUUCAGAUGACUCAUGACAAUACGGCGCUCACUGUAAGCGAGAGGGAGGCUGUACGCGUGGAAGAAGAUGCGAAACGGCGCCUGCUAGCAAAUCGGAAACUCUCGCUUGUAGUUGACCUCGACCAAACCAUUAUCCAUGCAGCGGUUGACCCUACUAUUGGCGAGUGGAUGGCAGACAAAGAUAAUCCGAACCAUGCUGCCGUGAGUGAUGUGCGGGCGUUUCAAUUGGUAGAUGAUGGUCCUGGGAUGCGUGGCUGUUGGUACUAUAUUAAGCUACGACCGGGACUAGAGGAAUUCUUACAGAAUAUCUCGGAGAUGUAUGAGCUCCACAUCUACACGAUGGGAACUAGGUCAUACGCACAGGCCAUUCAUAGUAUCAUAGAUCCAGAUCGGAAGCUCUUCGGCGAUCGCAUCCUCAGUCGUGAUGAGAGUGGAAGUUUGUCCGUUAAAAACCUCCAUCGGCUGUUCCCCGUGGAUACAAAGAUGGUCGUUAUCAUCGACGACCGCGGGGACGUUUGGCGAUGGAGCCCCAACCUUAUCAAGGUUAUACCGUACGACUUCUUCGUCGGCAUCGGGGACAUCAACUCCAGCUUCCUGCCGAAAAAGCAGGAGAUGGAGACCGCCGAGGAGAAGCAGGAAGCGAGCCAAGCCCCCCCUCCCACCGAACACCAUGUCAAUGGAUCGACAGAAAAACACGACGCGACCGAUGUAUCAACCCUAGAACAGCUGGUGACCAUGGGCGGCGGAGAUAAUCCAAGGUUGCUCCAGGAACAAAGUGAUGCGCAAGACGAGACGAUAAUGCAUCAAGUCGAGGACCGUCCACUUCUGCAGAAGCAAAAAGAACUAGAUGCCGAGGAUGAAUCGGCGGAAUCCAGCGACUCAUCUGCCGUGGAAGGGUCGCAAGAUCCGUCAGAACACCGUCAUCAUCUACUAAUUGACAACGACCAAGAACUUAUCAAGCUAGCAUAUCGGCUGGAACAACUCCACACCAAGUUUUACGAUGACUAUGAGAAGAAGCGAGCGCGAGGCCUAGGAGGACGAGUGGCAGCGUUACGUGGCGAAAAGGCCAUUUCAAAGGAAAAGGACGUGGAUCUAAAACUAGUUCCUGAUGUCAAGGACAUCUUACCAGAGAUUAAACGCCGUAUCUUGGGAGAUGUAGUCAUCGUUCAUUCUGGACUAUGGAAGUUGAACGAGGACACGGCAAACCUUGAGAUUACGCACCACGCGAAAAGCUUCGGUGUCACAUUCGCAAACAAGAUUAACCAAAGAACCACCCAUCUUCUAACCGCCGGGAAGCGUACCGCCAAAUUCCAAGAAGCGACCCGAUACCCUCACAUCAAGAUCGUCCAGAAGCAAUGGCUAAUAGACAGCUUACUCCAGUGGAAACACCUAGACGAGAAGCCGUAUCUAAUUCCCAUCCACCCCAACGAGCGUGGGCCACCUAUCUCACCAAGCUCCAAGGAAGUAGCCGAGAGCUCGUGGCUCUCAUCCUCCGACGAAGUCACGGAUAACGAGGAGACUUCCGAGCUGAGUGACGACAUCCUCAAGUCUUCUGGACUCAACGAAAUGUCUACUAUUGGCUACGACGAGGACGAGGAGGCUGCUGUCCACGAAGAGCUUAAGGAAUUUCUAGGCAGUGACGACGAAAGCGAAAGCGACAGCGAGGCGUCAUUCAUGGAGCGCGACGAAGUGCCUCCCACGUCAGCUCCGGGCAAAAAACGCAAGCGCGAUGAAGGUGCCGAUACAGAAGAAGGCGACGAAGACGAUUCAGAAAUCCAACCUGAAUCGGGUGAUGCCCCUGGCUCUCGUCUCUCACAGCGUAUUAAGCGGUCAUAUGAACGGAGCACUGGGUUGAAAGAAGUCUCUAGUGCUGGCCCAGGCGGUGGUGCCUCUGCUCCUAGUAUAGGCCGCGAACCAGGCACAGAAGUUGUCGCUGGCGCGGAGGAACAAAUCCCAAAUGUCGUAUUCCCCGAGACAGAAGAAGAGGCCGUUGCAGCUCAGAAUCCAGACUCAACCUACCCUCAGGAUCCAGUAGAGGAUGACGACGAACUAGAACGCGAAAUGCUCGCUGCCUUCGAAGAAGGUGGGCACGACUCCGAAGCCGAAGAGGAAAUUGGCGAGGACAACGGCUAG